AUGACUUCCAAAUCUUUGAAUCCAAAAGCUAAAGAAUGGAAGCCACCGCAAUCCCAGCUUUCAGCUCCACUUCAACCGCUGCAACUGGUGACUUGCACUGCAGCUCAACUCCCUGAACAAUCAUGUUAUCACACAACUGUACGCUCGCCGCAUCAACCUUUUUAUCAGCCUACUUUUAUUCCUUUUAUGCCAUACCAUUACGGGUAUUUUAUCUAUAGUCCCACGACUAUUUCACUUGAUCAAAUUCGCGAUGUAUCCUAUGACGAAAAUUUGAGGAGUCCCUACAUUAAAGGGGGGAAAGUUUUGGAGAGUUGUUGGAGAAGACCAAGAACCCAAUUGAAGUGUUUGCCUCCCAGGAUUUUAAUUGCUAGGAAGUCCUGUAAUAUGGAAACCAAGAAGAAGAAGAAGUUGGACAGACAACUGAGACAAGAAUGGAUGUGUAGGAAGAAUCACAAAAAAUCUGAAAGUGGUCUUGUCGUUUCAUCUACCGAAGAAGACUUUUUACUUUCUGGAAAAACUACUGUGAUGAUCAAGAACAUACCUAAUCAGUUCAGGAGAGAUGAUAUGCUCGAGUUUCUUGAUCAGCAUUGCCAGAUGUACACUUUGAAGUAUGAUUUUUUCUACUUGCCAAUGGAUUUCAGAAGCAAAGACAAUCUAGGAUAUGCCUUUGUUAACUUCACAAAUGCUGCUGGUGCUAUAAAGAUGAUGGAGAUUCUGCAAAACUACCAGUGGGGAACAAUUCAGACUUGUAAAGGGACUUUUGUUUCCAAGAAAACAUGUGAAGUUGCUUGGGCUAGAAUCCAAGGCCAGAAAGAUCUGAUGGCAAGAUUUCAGCAUUCGAAUUUCAGUUGUGAUCAACUGGAUUUCUUGCCUGUGGUUUUCGAUCCACCUCGCAAUGGCUCUGAACCUAAUUCCGUUGAAAUUGUCGUCGGUAGAUUGCAGCGCACUGUGUUGUGCAAGAUGAAAUAG
Molecule: messenger RNA, 969 nt
Organism: Fraxinus pennsylvanica
Lineage: Eukaryota; Viridiplantae; Streptophyta; Magnoliopsida; Lamiales; Oleaceae
Source: the annotation of a GenBank genome assembly